AUGGUGUUGAUGAAGAUGAAGUUUCCCUUCGAAAAAAGGGUGAAGUUAGCCCAGGGACUGUGGCUCCUCUCCUGGACCGCCGCAGUCGCUGGGGCUACCACCUUCACCCUGGGGUGCAUCCUCAAGACAGAGCUCCGCAAGAGGCAAGAGGUAAUGGAAAACUCUGACAUACAUAUUGUGCCCAAUACCCUCAUGCUUGUUGGUCUGGCCUCCUUGGGUAUCAACUACUUUGCGUCAAGGAUCAGUCAGGAUGCCCUGGAUGCUGCGAAAUUUCCUUGCUGGAAGUCCUUCUUGAAGCCCUACUUUGCUUGCUCUUGUUUCUUCACUGUCCUCAUGCUGCUAUCCGUCAUCAUGAGCUUUGCAAUGAAGGGCAGUCUGGAGAGAUCUCUGAAGGGUGGGCUGAAGAAUGGCAUCCGCUACUACAAGGACACAGACACCCCUGGCCGUUGCUUCCAGAAGCAGAAUAUCGAUCGUCUGCAAAUGGAGUUUCAGUGCUGUGGAAACAACGACCACAGGGACUGGUUUGAGGUCCAGUGGAUCAGCAACCGCUACCUUGAUUUCAGCUCUAAGGAAGUGAAAGACCGCAUCAAGAGCAACGUGGAUGGCCGUUACUUGCUAGAUGGAGUCCCAUUCAGUUGCUGCAACCCCAGUUCUCCACGACCAUGCAUCCAGUAUCAGCUCACCAACAACUCAGCUCACUACAACUACCAAUACCAGACCGAGGAGCUCAACAUCCACCUCCGAGGCUGCAGAGAGGCCCUUGUCAACUACUACAUGGGCCUGAUGAACACCAUUGGGGCUGGAGUACUGUCAGUCUUCCUCCUACAGAGCUCUGUGCUGGUGAGCUUGCGGUUACUGCAGACCUCCAUGGAGGCUGUGGAAGGCAACGAAAAUACGGAGAUCGAGACAGAGGGGUACUUGCUGGAGAAAGGAAUUAAAGAGACCAUCAUGGAGUACUUAGACCCUGUGCUGAAGUUCCUCCUGCUGACGAACCAGGUGGAAGAGGGUGGUGAAACAACCCCAGCCUAA
Molecule: messenger RNA, 1029 nt
Organism: Scomber scombrus (Atlantic mackerel)
Lineage: Eukaryota; Metazoa; Chordata; Actinopteri; Scombriformes; Scombridae
Gene: rom1a
Product: retinal outer segment membrane protein 1a
Exons: 4
Coding region: 1-1029 (342 amino acids)
Biological process (GO): visual perception
Cellular component (GO): membrane
Source: RefSeq, a predicted model, not a curated record